CGCUUGCAGUUGGGAUGCGGGACGCAGCCCUGCUCCAUGUUCCAGGCUUAGCUGUUUUCACUGUAUUUGAAUGAUCAGUACUCCAGCUUCCCUUAUCCACUAGUAUCCGCCCCCUGGCCUCUGCCCUGAGGACGCCAUGCAGAAGGAGGCAGGAAAGCGGAAACUAGGCUAAAUGAGCCGAAGCAGGGGAGACGCAGUAAUAGGAGGGGGGUCGCCCCCCGCUUCCCCUGGGUGCCUCCCAGGGCUCUGCUCAAAUAUCUGGCUCUGGAGGUGCACUACAGGGAUUCUUGCUGUUGUUAUAGUUGUGAUCUUGUGUAUUCACCUUGUAAAUAGCUCAUCAGGGAAAGGUUCUUCAGGCUCUCCUCCUCCAGAACCAUGCCCUGCCGACUGGCUGUACCACCAAAGGAAAUGUUACUACUUAUCUGAGACAGAAAAGGACUGGGACUUCAGUCGGAGCUUUUGUUCCUCACACAACAGCUCCCUAACUGUAAUUGAAAACGAGCAGGAACUGAACUUCAUAAUGAAAAUAACAAAGCAAGAUCCGUGGAUUGGACUUCACAAGACAGGAGAAGAAUUCCAUUGGGUAAACGGGACUCCAUUGGAUAGAAAUCUGUUGGCAGUAAAGGGUUCUGGAGAAUGUGCCUAUAUUGAAUCAGAUGGGGUCUCCAGUUCUGGAUGCUCAUUAACCAGGGGUUGGGUCUGUAAAAAAACCUCUUAGCACUCACUCAGCCAAUUAAUGUAAGACCCAGGGUUCAAUUGUCACAGUUCAGGGCAACUGCACCUGUACUUCCCCUCAGUGACCCAGCAAGGGCACCUAGUCUCAGGCUUGCUGCAUCUCUCUCCCUUCUGACUGGGGUAUUUCCAAGGCUGCACAGUUCCCUGCCUUUACUGUGUUGUUCCCAGCACAGACAGGUUGCCCAAGGACACCUGCUUGCUUUCUCCUCUGAGACAGUUAGCAGGUGUAAUUGCUACAGUUACAAGAUACCACACAGCACUUCCUAUGACAGCUCACUUUAUUCUUACAGUAAAAAUCAUUACAGAGAAAGCAUUAAAACAAUAAAAGACACUACACACAUGCUACUAAGCUUCCCAGAGUUCACCCUAACAUGGAUUCUGACAGGAGCAGUUCUUCCAUCCCCCUACCCAAUGGAUUUGAUUACAAGUUUAUCACAGCUUCAGCUCAGAACAAGUUCACUAGGGCCAGUCCUUCCAACCCUACCAGAGGUCCUGUCUGUUUUCUGGAUCAGGAAGAAGGCCCUGAAGCUCAUUGAAAAUCAGGCUAUUUAUCCAAAAAUCUUUUUUGUCUUUUGGUCCCUGGAGAGUCCAGUUUGAACUAGUGGAGGUGCACUUCUUGAGGUGAUGAUGUCUCUCUGGAGAUAUUACAACCUGAGUGAAUGUGCCUAAUUACCCCCUGCUGUUCUCUUAUUUAUCCUUCUAUGGAAACGCAUACAAUUCCACAGUAAUACAGACACAGUUACAUCUUAAUACAGUGGACCCCAAAGGUAUUCACCUCUUUCAAUAAGGUCUAGCUUAGUUCAAUAAAGUUCCUUCAGGAUAUUGCAGGAACUUGUCAGUCUGUUAUAUCAACAACAUCUUGAAAGCUAUAAAUGCAAUGUAGCCUCAGUACAUUUACAUACAUUUCAAAGCACUAACAACUGUAGAUUAGCAAAAUUUCUUCCCCAAAACACUAACCCACAACCACCCCACCGGGGUUCAGAAAAGAAGGAGAAAGAUCUAUUAGCCAUGAACUGAGAACUCAGCCACUGGUUUGCUGUGAAUGCUGCUUGUCAGUCUCACCUCAUCUCAUUGAUUCCUUGUGCUCUCCCCUUCCCCCAAUCUCUUUGGUGUAUCCACCUGUUGUUUCUCAUCCUAUAGUGAGGGUAUGUCUACACUGCAAGCAGAAGUGUGACUGCAGCACGUGUAGACAUACCCGAGUUAGCUUUGAUCUAGCUAGCUCAAAUUACAAUAGCAAUGCAGCCACAGCAGCAUGGGCUGUACAAUCCUGUUGGGGACCUUGGGUAUGCAGUUGAGCUGCUAGCCUGUACUGCUACAGCUUUAGUGCUAUUGUUAUACAACCUAGUUAGAUCAAAGCUACCUCAAGUAUGUCUAUGCUUGCUGCAGUCUCAUUUCUGAUUGCAAUGUGCCCUUAGAGUCUAAGUUCCUUGGCUAGCUAGAUCAAACCAUCUUUUUGUCAUGUUUGUGCAAUGCCUACUACAAUGGGGCCAUUAUCUUUAGGCAUUAUUGCAAUACAAAUAAUUAAUACUACUACUGAGAGUCACUUUCCAACCAGAGGAUGUGAUUCAAAUAAUUCUUGAGACCACAUAAGUUUGUAGCACAAGAUUUGGUUCAGGGGCAUCUACUAGGGUCACUUUCACACCCAAAGAACAUGUGCUGGGGAAACAGUUGAAAGGGCUAUUCCAGUCCAGCAGUAAAGUUUAAGGUAGGCAGGGCAAGUUCCUAUCCAGCUGUGAGCUAGGUAGGAAUGGAAUCUUAGGUUUCUGAGUGAGGGCAUGUCUAUGCUAUGGGUGCUACAGUGGCAGCUCUCCAGCUAUGCUGCUGGAUCACCAUAGAGUAGAGGCUUCCUACAUUGACAGAAGCAGUUUUUCCAUUGACAUAGGUAAUCUGCCUCCCCUAGCAGCGGUAGCUGGGUUGAUGGAAGAAUUAGGUAAUAAUUGGAGAUAUACCAAUCUCCUAGAACUGGAAGGGACCUUGAAAGGUCAUCAAGUCCAGCCCCCAGCCGGACCAAUUUUUGCCCCAGAUCCCUAAGUGGCCUCCUCAAGGAUUGAACUCACAACCCUGGGUUUAGUAGGCCAAUGGUCAAACCACUGAGCUAUCCCUCCCCGCAAACACAGGGGUAGGUCGAUUUACCUAUUGUGCUCAGAAGUGUGACUGAUCUAAAUGUUAAGUGUAGAUCACAGCUCAGUAUAUGAAUCUACUAAUUACUCUGUUGGGACCCUUCUAAGACUAGUGAGGGAUAAAUGAGAGUAAGGUGGCUGUCAGACAUUGAUCACUGUGAGUGAGUUUAUAUGGCCAGCCAGUUGAGUCUAGCUGCUGAGGAUGAUUAAUGCUUAGGGUAAGAAACCAUUCCAAAUCAACUGUCUGCAGUUGGGAAGGAUCAGGAGUCUAAGAAGACUGAAAGCCCUCAGCUUUCAUUUUAAAAAUAAUUUUCCUUUGAUGAGCAAUGGCAAUAAAACCAACACAGAUCCCCACUGACAGUUUGUAUGCAGCCAUCAGCGAGUGCCAGCUGGUUAGCGAAAAGAGGAUCUCUUCAUUUUCUCAUGGGUGUAAAAUUAGGCCUUGUUUUACAAAUUAUUUAUAGUAUUUACACUGCUAAUUUCCCCCAUAAGGUUCUGUUGUUACUAUUCUCUUUACCUUGUAUAUAUUUUUUCAAUGUAUUUUUCUUUGUUUAUUUUAUUUUCUUUGUUUAUAUGUAUAACGUCAGCUGUAUGUCAUUACAAUGACAGGACAAUAUAAAUGUUCUAGAGUUUAUGAUUUCAAUACCUUUAGUGAGUUAAAGUUAUAAAAAACAUUUUUUAAAUAUAAAAAGUCUAAUAAUUUGUAGAUUUAAUAAUAAGUACAAGCAGAUUUUUUUUUUAUCCUUUGGACACACAUACCUCUCUGAAGGGAAAAGUAGUGCAGCUGUGUUGAAAGUUAAUCUGAAGAAUACCCCUACGGCAAAUAAAUAUUCCAUGUAUGUGUGAACAUGUGUUUUGUGUAAUUAAUUAAUUAAAAUUCUCAAAUUUUCAGAUUA
Mauremys mutica (yellowpond turtle) is the source of this 3751-nucleotide messenger RNA. RefSeq names its product C-type lectin domain family 2 member L-like. The transcript has 5 exons. Lineage: Eukaryota; Metazoa; Chordata; Testudines; Geoemydidae. Bases 173 to 718 code for a protein of 181 amino acids. The record is from RefSeq and is a predicted model, not a curated record.